AUGGUGUCGAGGAUCCUUGAGCAGAACUCUAUUCUCCCCGAGAAUACCCGGAUUCGAAGGGCAAACAACAGUACAGAUGACUCUGAGGUCCUUGUCGCUUCGGUCCAGCGUGACGACGACGUAAGCCGCAUCCGUACCUUUCCCACCCCAGGCCUAAAGGGUGUGAUACGACUGAUUCGAGGAGACCACUCCUCUGCGUUGGAAAAUAUCUGCAACGAACUCACCCAGGCUGCGAAGUUCGCCGCCAACGACUCCCAGGUCGAAUUCCUCCGGAAGUAUGAAGAAAGCUUCCAGACAGGCAGUCUGAACACGUACCGGGAGUCCCAAUGGAUUUGGGACCGGGACGAGGCACCGCGAGUUGACUUCUCGAGCAUCCACACUCUUGCAUACUGUGCUAGUAUCAUCUUUCCGGGGAUCAACUUGCCCAAUGAGGAUGGCUUCAAGAAUGUCAUUAUUUCCAACAGGAUGGCAACGGAGAGCAGGGCGCUACAAUACCCUUUCAUCGACCCCUCGGAGGCAGAGACGUUUACCAAGCACAAGUUCCCCGCAUACCAUUGGUGUGUUGUGCUCCAUGAGCUGCUGGGCCAUGGUACAGGACAAAUGAUGGUCGAAACCGAGGAAGGGAAGCAUAAUGUUGACAUCGACAAUCCGCCUAUCAGCCCGCUUACUGGAAAGCCGAUCACUACCUGGUAUAAGCCGGGUCAGACUUGGACUGGCCAGUUUGCUGAUCUCGCCACGACGGUUGACGAAUGCAGGGCCGAGCUCCUUGGAGCAUAUCUGAUGGACGAUCCGGAGCCGUUGGAGUUAUUUGGGUUUACGGCCAGCUCAGAAUUAGCGCUGAAGACCCAACUUGAUGUUGAUGGGCUCCAAGGCCUCUCAAACUUCAAUGUUAACACUGAAAUGGGUCAAGCCCAUAGCAGGGCCCAUUUCGCUAUUCUCAAAUGUCUGUUGCUUGAUGGCAAUGGGCCGGUGACGGUAGUCCAUGACGGCUUGGCAAAGGCCGUCAGAGUUCGAGUGGACCGAUCCAAGAUCCUCACGCACGGCAAGGUUGCUCUUGGCAGCAUGCUCCCGAGGCUGCACAUGUAUCGCUGUACAGCCGACGCGAGUGCCUGCCGCGCAUAUUAUGAAGAGCUCUCAGCUGUGGAUGGCGAGUACCUUGAGUGGCGGGAGACGGUGUUGGCGAACAAGCCUCCGCCAUUUGUGUUUGUCCAUGCCAACACUUUCUUGGAUGGCGAGAAGGUAGUGUUGAGGGAGUAUGAGCCCACAGCCGAGGGUGUUAUCCAGAAUUGGGCAGAACGGAGUGUAUGAUCCUUUCGAGCACAGUCUCCUGUUUUCCUUCUCUCGCCCCCUUACCAUCCCAUUCUGCAGCAACAUCUUCCACGGCCCAACGAUCUCCUAUUUCCAAAUCUUCAUUCAUGAGGUUUCCAACUAAUUCAGUCCCCGACUUUCUUCAUAGAGUCAACAUACUGCAAGAUUUGAAAGACCAUCUGCGCAAGACCGAUCAGAAUGCUUGAUGUGUCAAAGAUCAGGACGCUCCAGAACGCCAGCCAUGCGGUCGAGUCCCGCCUGUCCUGCCAUAGCUGGCGAAGAGAGCGUGGUUUCUUGCCUGCUGCAUAACUGUUCAACCGGACAAUCCUGCUGCGAAGAUGGGGGAAGUCACCAGCAAGAUUGUACUCAUCCCGCCCAGUCAACGGCACAGGACACUGAAAUCUCUUCCGACCGCAGAGCUCGACGAGAAGCUGACCUUGACCCUGAGGCGUGGCAGAUGUAGGUUGCAGCCGGCGAAAUGCCAGAUUUUGAUCUUUUACCUUGCCCAAAGAUCAAACGGUACGAAAGCAACACCUCCUCCAGCAGACCCGUGAUACCCUCCUCGGUUGCCCACGGGACCAAAUCCGGUCUGUCGAAUGCGCAGCGAUAUACCACACUGUUGCACCCUUCAUUCCCGUCCACCCCUCGGUGUUGCUGGAGACUCUCGACGCAAAAUGAUGGGUAUCGGUAGACGAAAAGCCACCCUGAAGGUCUGUCGAGCUCGAGGUGGCAGGGUAGGCAGUCGACCCAUUGAACCUCCACGCGGCAGACACUUUGCCGUCCGAGGACAGAAAAUACGAGGUCUUUGGCGGACUGAGGACCUUCGUCGUUGUCUUGGAUUGAUAUGGUGCCAGAACUUAUGAGUGUGUCCGUGAUGCUGCUGAUGCUUUUAGGCCCUGGGCGGAGGAUGAGUUCUCGUAUCUGGUCCCAAAGGAGAAAGAAGCCCGUCUAGUCGGGACCUCCAUCGAAAUCAAUCUCUGGCA
Molecule: messenger RNA, 2291 nt
Organism: Podospora bellae-mahoneyi
Lineage: Eukaryota; Fungi; Ascomycota; Sordariomycetes; Sordariales; Podosporaceae
Exons: 6
Coding region: 1-1308 (435 amino acids)
Cellular component (GO): cytoplasm
Molecular function (GO): dipeptidyl-peptidase activity
Source: RefSeq, a predicted model, not a curated record